AUGGAGAAUGCUCAUACCCAGAACGAGAGGACCCGCGCCAAGGUCGUAACUUGCGGCAUCAUGAUCGGCUCCGCCCUUUUUUUUCCCUUGGCCAACACCGAGGAGCCGUGGGUUCGAGUGUUUGUUGCAUUGAGUUUGAUCACGGUUGUCAUACACGAUAUUUUCCAGUAUGACGGGAAUGUGGAGGACGAGUUCUCAGGGGUCUCCAUUGACGCACUGAGUGACCGUUCCCUCCGGACCGUGUCUACCCAGCGGCGGGCCCCGCUCCCGCUCGAGUCCAACCGGUUCAACCCCCUUUACUUUGCCCGGCACGGGCCAUCUUCCACGACGUCUACCCGGACGGGCACAGAUGUCACCGAUAUUACUCUCACCGGCGUUGUGGGGCAGUGGCGACCACAAUGGGAUGAUAGGACGCGCAUUUAUUUCCCAGAGGCCGUCCGGCCGGAUCAGGAACACACCACGGAGGAGCCUCAUGCAAAACCUGCCAGCCCGGAAGAAUAUGGGAAUCCGGAUGUGGACUCGGACCUGGACUCAGACCGUGGAACUGUUGAAUCCGACCAGCCGUUGCUCGGACCUCAAGGAGGCGUGAUCUUUUGA
Molecule: messenger RNA, 597 nt
Organism: Chaetomium globosum CBS 148.51
Lineage: Eukaryota; Fungi; Ascomycota; Sordariomycetes; Sordariales; Chaetomiaceae
Exons: 2
Coding region: 1-597 (198 amino acids)
Source: RefSeq, a predicted model, not a curated record